CAAACAAGGAUGUUAAUGUAAUAGUUGCGAUAGUAAUCUCCUAAAAACGGAAAGUCACGUUUCGAGCCAUCCUGACACCGUUGUGAAAAGUAUUUAAGUCUGCUUUGAAUAUUGAAAUUCAUUAGAAAACACUAGUAUCUAAACGUUGACAGUGUAACGUGAAAGAAAAUGAAAAUAUCUUUAGUAAGCGCGCUUUUGGUCUGCUGUUAUAUGACAAUUUCAAAAGCAAACGAGGUGUGCCUCAACGAGACGGAAUAUGAUUUCUACAUGAUGGAGAACCUUGUGACGGACUUUAAAAAAAGACUCGAGUCUUUGAAAGAAAAUUUCAAAGAGAUGGUACAUGCAAAAUGUCAUAAAACGAAAUGUCCUCAAAGCUCUUGCGCUGAUGAUUGGGUUUCUUACAACGGAUCUUGUUACCGCUUUGAAACUUUUCCAGCUCGUAAUUUUGAAGAAGCAAGGGCUUUCUGCAAACAAAGAGAGUCUGUAUUGUUGUAUGUACAAGAUGCGGCGGAAAAUGCGUUUAUAGUCAGAAUGCUAGGCCGCUCGAAAUCAAGUCCUCAUUGGCUAUUGGGUUUGACUGACCAAGGGUCUGAAGGAAAGUGGAAAUGGAUCGACACAAGUGCUCCAGCGACAUUUAUCAAAUGGGCUCGCGGUCAACCGGAAGGUCGCACAAGACAGAACUGCGUGGUGUACAGCAGUUCUGCCUCAUAUCAUUGGCAUGACACAGAAUGUACUAAGCGAUAUCCAUUUAUCUGCAAAACAGUAAAAUCGACAACAGGAAGACAACAACAUAUAUUUGUUCAUUGACGUAUCUAUCGUUAUUUCCGUUAUGUUACUAAAGACACUUUCACACAAUAUUAUGUAAUGAAUUGCGACCAGCAAAAAAUUUGUACGAUCUUAUACUACUUUAUCAUUUAUAU
This is a messenger RNA of Ruditapes philippinarum (Manila clam), 920 nucleotides long. Its product is annotated as perlucin-like protein. The coding region runs from base 169 to 807 and encodes 212 amino acids. Lineage: Eukaryota; Metazoa; Mollusca; Bivalvia; Venerida; Veneridae. The transcript has 6 exons. The record is from RefSeq and is a predicted model, not a curated record.